This is a messenger RNA of Penicillium angulare, 1434 nucleotides long. RefSeq lists its product as uncharacterized. Bases 1 to 1434 code for a protein of 477 amino acids. Lineage: Eukaryota; Fungi; Ascomycota; Eurotiomycetes; Eurotiales; Aspergillaceae. The record is from RefSeq and is a predicted model, not a curated record. The transcript is spliced from 5 exons.
AUGCAGACAAAAUCGCUGGUAACCAGAGGUUGGGCCAUUUUCAUUGGGGUAUCUACUUUGUUUUCUGCCGGUCCUCUACUUACUACCUUCGAAAACUAUACUCCGCCAAUCUCUGCUGAAAUGGAGGGCUCAAAAUCCGCGGUGAGCGAGACAGCGCUUCUUGUCCCUUGCCACAACUCAGAAUCUGUGAUAGGCAGAACCCUCAAGGCUGCAUUGGAAGUCUUCCCAUCAUCUCAUAUCUUUGUCAUCGCCAACGGAGACUCUUUGACCCCAACGGACAAGACGAAAAACGUGUGUGAUAGGUAUGGCGUCAAUUUUAUCUGGUGUCCAGUCGGUUCUAAAGCAGCUGCUCUCUUUGUUGGCUGCCAUGCUGCCAGGAUGUUUCGAUACGUGUUCCUCAUUGACGAUGACUGCCUCCUUCCACCAGAUGUACCAAUAGUGGUGUCCAAACUUACUGAUAGAGUCCGAUGUAUUGGUUACACGAUAACAUCAGUCAGUGCUUGUGGAUCAAUUGGUUCUUACUGUCAGCAGGCCCAGGAUCUCGAAUACAAGAUCUCUGGACUACAAAAAAUAUUGGCAGGUCGAGUUGGUAGUGCCCUAUUCCCCCAUGGAGCUGUGUCUUUAUGGGACAGACGCUUCCUCAAAAAAACAUUCAAGCACCACCCGGGAUUCUCCAUCAGUGAGGACUGGUUCCAAGGCAAUAGCUGUCGAGCUCUCGGGGGAAGAAUAAAGAUGUGCAGUGCGGUCUUCAUUGCGACAAGCACACCCUCAGCUCUGUUUCGACUUGGCAAUCGUCAAAAACGAGGUGGGUUUGGGGAGACCACUGUUUUUCAACAAAGGUUCUCAAGAUGGAAUUUUCUAUUUGCAGGCGAAAUAUGGUGCAACUUGAAAUACAUACUCUUGUCUUGGAAGAUGGGAUGGCGGGAUCUGACCACCAAAAUUUUCGUGAUUCAUCAAUUAUAUGUCAACGCCAAAUUUACAUGCCCACUGAUCCAUAUUGCAACGCAACAGAUGACCGAAAUUUUCCUGAAUCUCGCCAUGCCAUUCGUAUUGCCGAUAUCAUUCUAUUCCCAGCCCUUGAAUUGCUGCGCACUCAGUGCGUUAACGGUUGUCUUGCAUUUGCUGAUUGUCGUCAUUUUCAACUUUUAUCACCUGAAGGCAAAGAGUGCUAGCAUCCAAUGGAGAGUUGUUUUGGGCUACUAUAUUCCUUUCAAAAUAUUUCUUAUCUUGACGAAUGUUGCCAGUUUCUACUGGGCAGUCUUUCAAUAUGGCAGGCUACCUGAAAACCAUAAAGCCGUUGCUACUAUCAUAAAGCUUGAGAAUAUAGCAGCUUUGAAGCCCGGUAUUGAUCAAGGCGAUGAUGGGAAAAUGGAGCCAAGCAAAAGCUCUUUCAAAGCGAACAUAACACCUGAAGCGCCAGGUGAUAUAGUAUAG